This is a messenger RNA of Desarmillaria tabescens, 1562 nucleotides long. Its product is annotated as Fungalysin metallopeptidase-domain-containing protein. Gene Ontology annotation, molecular function: metalloendopeptidase activity; zinc ion binding. The record is from RefSeq and is a predicted model, not a curated record. NCBI's taxonomy places the organism in Eukaryota, Fungi, Basidiomycota, Agaricomycetes, Agaricales, Physalacriaceae. The transcript has 8 exons. Bases 103 to 1551 code for a protein of 482 amino acids.
GCCCUGUAUUUCAUAGUAUCAUGCAAUCGCAGCACACUCAGUAUCGCGUUUUCAGCAAUGCGUGGGUCAGGAGUAGCGUAGUUCAGAACAUGAACUAUUCAUAUGCUGAACAAUAUCGCGAAUUCCUGUUUGAUAUUUCCCAAUUCGAUCGUAUCUAACCUCGAUCUCUAUUGGGAUGGCGUUCCAUUUGCAAACGCAGUAGCCAACAACACAUUUAGGGUUGGCAAAGUAAUCGCAUUUGACUCAUUGUUUGUCGAUACAGCAAAUGUUGCACCCGCCACACCCAAAAUCUUCCUGGAUAACUCUCUUAUUGGCAAAGUCAAGGCCCUCACUCACGUCAUUCAAGUCCAAAACAACGACACCAAUGCGUGGUAUGACACAUUUGUUGAUGCUAACCCAGGCGAGAUUCUCUCAGUACCCAACUUCUUGGCACCAGCAACGCGACAUCAUCGGUUCAUUGUCGUCCCAAUAACCAAAGACGCCAUCACUGAAGGCAAAAAAAUGCUCGUAGACCUCGAAGACCUCAUCUCACCCCUUCAAGCUGAGUCCAGGACAACCAAACUGCAGCCUACAAAUUUUCCCAAUCAGCAACGACCUCCGAAUCCUCCAGCGACGCCUUUUACUAUCCCUACGACACCACUCUCGGUCCCACCAACAGCAUUCUACAUCAUCUACAAAGUCCACGACUACGCCUACAAGUACGGCUGGACAGAAAUGUCCUACAAUUUCCAGUCUAACACCUUUGGCAAGGGAGGAGCUGACUCGGGUGACCGUUGGUCAAUCUGGGACGUGCAGGAUGUACAUAUGGACUCUGACAGCCCCUCAGCACGAUGGGGCCCUCCAGAACGAUAUCAUUGUACAUGGAUUUACGCACGGAAUAACCACCUCACCGAGGGCGGGACCAGACGAUGCCUACAAAUAACAGAAGCCAGCGGAAUUGGCGAAAGCUGGUCAGACGCUAUGGCAGAAUACGCAUCUUCCUCCUCUCUAUAUCUCCCAAGCCAACAAACCCCAAAUCCCAGAUGGAUCGAGCAUAAGGACGCUACCGUCCCGGACUACGCUCUAGCAACAUGGGUGUUCAACAAUCUCGCCGGGGUUCGAACAUGCCCUUACUCUACCAACACCACCGUCAAUCCUUCCGGUACUCCUCAAUCCAGAGCCUGCAUGAAGUUCAUGGUACGCUCCCUGCUUGCCUUUCAGUGUAAUCCUUCGUUCAAUACCCAGUACCCAGAUGUCGGAGAAGUACGCGAAAACAUGCUCCAUAACGUCUACGCGGCACUAGUCCAAGCACACGGGAUCUCGUCAACAGCGAUGGACGAUCCCUCAGGCCCGGAAGGUAACAUUUUCUGGCUUCAUCUCUUCAUCGACGCGCUUUCUCUGCAGCCGUGUAAUCCUACACUGCCGAACGCCCGAGAUGUAUGGAUACAGGCUGAUCAGAACAGGUACGAUGGUGUUAAUAAGUGUGCCCUAUGGAAUGCUUUUGCCAGUCGCGGUUUGGGGGUGAACGCAGCGAAUUAUGUGAACGAUACGAGCGUUCCAAGUGGAUGUUAAGUAGAAUCACA